Molecule: messenger RNA, 549 nt
Organism: Xenopus laevis (African clawed frog)
Lineage: Eukaryota; Metazoa; Chordata; Amphibia; Anura; Pipidae
Gene: minar2.L
Product: membrane integral NOTCH2 associated receptor 2 L homeolog
Exons: 2
Coding region: 142-549 (135 amino acids)
Source: RefSeq, a predicted model, not a curated record
ACUGGGAAAAACCUGCAGUGAAUUUGAUAAAAUUAUGUUUAAAAUGAGUUCUAAUAUGGAUGUGUCAUAUAAAACAUAUUGCAGUGGUAUUUACAGCAAACGUAAUUGUUUUUUUUGUUAUUUUAGAAUGAACGCAACAAUAUGCCAGAAGUUGUGGAGCAGCCAAAGGAGGAGAGUCCUGUUCUGGUUGAUAGGACAUUACGUGAACACUUUUCACCAGAAAUCAUAACAUCCACAAUUAAAAAUAACCCCUUGUACCAGGACAUAGAGAGAGUGGAAAAAAGUGAAAUUAAAAAGAAGAAGCCUUCGUGGACUGUUCAAGAGUAUGAUAAGCAGUCUAUGAAUCUGAAGCUUUCUCGAUACCUUAAGGAAAAUCCUAAUGACUUGAACUACUGGCUAGAAGAUAUUUACACUCCCGGGUAUGAUUCACUGCUGAAGAAGAAAGAGACAGAAAGGAAAAAAUCAAAAUACUGUAAAAUAUUUGUUUUUGUGGCCUUAAUUUGUUGCAUCUUGGUUGCCAUAAUCACUGUCUCUGUUUUGUUUACUUGA